CUGAAGUAGAGUUGAGAGCCCCGACGGCCCCUUCGGCGGUCGGGUGGAGUGCUGGAAGCGGAAGGAGGGGCAGGGUGACCUGGGGGAGGCUGGCUGCCUUAGCAGGGCAGGGGAGAGCUGCCUGUUGCAGUGCUUGUAGUGAGUUCAGCCUGCUGUCUGAAUGCACGUAGUAAAUACUUGUUUUGCAGUUAGUGGCACUAGGAGAAGCAAACUUACUCUGUACUUCAUGCAACAUGGAAGAAGAAAAUGCAGUGCCUGACUUUGUUGAUCUUGCAGACCUGGAGAAUGUAGCAGAAAGAGAGCCUGAUCUUUUUACUCCAUUUUCAAUGAAAACACUUUUUGGACUUACAACUAAAUAUGAAUCUACAGCUUCCAAAGAAGAAACAGUGCUUAAAGCAUUUCAACCUUUGCACACCAAUAUAAAUACUCAUGCUGACACCUGGCAUGAGAGGAAUGAUAAUGACUGUAAUGACGACUCAGAAAAUCAGCCUGGCAUGAAUAGUACCAGUGGCCAAGCUGACCCAAUGUCUGGUAGGCACAUGGACCUGGAGCUGGAGUUAGCUGAACAAAAUGAAUUACUUCUUCACCAUUUAAGGUUUGUACAGACUUCUUUGUCUGAAUCUGACAAUGAUGACAAGGAUGCUAUUCUUGUACAAGGUACUUUGGUUCAGACAACAAGCGAUACAGAAUCGGACACAGAGAGUAAGGACCUAAACACCAGUGAAAACAAUACAAGCAAAUCUGGUCUAGACAAUGCUGCUUUGUCUGCUGAGACUUCGGGCAACAACAAUCAAAAUAAGGAAGAGUCAGAAUCAGAAGGACACAGUAACAGUGAUGACACUGUGGAUACAGAUGACAUUGGCUUACACCCACCAAUAUCUGAGCGGCUCCCGAAAGAUCUGGAUGGUAUUCUGGAGCAUGACUCCUGUGGAAAAGACAAAAUGUUAAUGGAUGAGCAGUUCAGUGUCUUGCUUGCUACAGGGAAAUGCCCUCAAGAACUUCCAGAUGAAGAACAAAGACCUUCAACUGAUAAUACACUGCUCCAAAAACCAGCACUGGCUGAAAAGACUUUCCAGCUGCCUGCUUUCUUUAGUGGGCUACGUGUGAGGAAAAAGGGAGUAACCACAGAGGAUGGGGAAACUGUUACAGAAAUUAAACCAAGGGAGAAUGAUUUAGCUCUGCUUAAAUUACGACAGCCAGUUAAGAAAUCCAGUAUUACAUCAGGUUUGGCCACUAAAAAAAAAUCAGCUGAACUUAAAGCCAGUCCUACUUUCCUGGAACAACUCUCGCACUUGUUAAACAUAGACGUCUCUAAGAAUGAAGGUAGAAUUGAGGAUUCUGGUGAAGGAUCUGGGGAGACUGAGAACAGUGAUGAAGCUCAAGAAAACAAAGCCUCCAGCAAAACAGAAUCACGAUUUCCCUCUGAGGAAAUAAAAUCAAGCCCUGCUGAAUCUGCACUGGACGUCUUUAAAGCUUUAUUCACACGGCCUCCAAAAAAAGAAACAACUGCAGAUACUUCAGAGCUGGAAGCCAUAAAACGCAAAAUGAGAACUGAAAAAGAGUCCUUGAAAGCUGUAUUUGAAAGGUCAAAAUUGAAACCUGGGGAUGGACCAUCAGACAAGUCUCCUGACCUGAGUCCCUCAGAGCAAGAUGACAAGACUCCAGGGAGACUCCAGACUGUCUGGCCACCACCAAAAGCAAAGCAUGAAGAAGUAAAAGUAGGAUUAAAGUACACAGAAGCAGAGUACCAAGCGGCCAUUUUGCAUUUGAAGAGGGAACACAAAGAAGAAAUUGAAACAUUAAAGUCUCAGUUUGAACUCAGGGUAUUCCAUAUUCGUGGAGAACAUGCUGUAUCAACUGCUCAGCUUGAGGAAACAAUUGCACAUCUGAAGAAUGAACUUGAUAAUAAACUAAACAGAAGGAGUGAAAAAGCAAAAGAUAUUGGCGUUUCUACUGAAGAUGGUAACCCACCAAAGACAUACCGAAAUGUAUGUAUACAGACUGACAGAGAAACUUUCAUAAAGCCUACUGAAGAAGAAAACAGAGCUGUGAAAAAUAACCAAAUAGUACCCAAAAAGCUUAAUAUUUGUUCUUUGUCACAUAAUAUUUCUGCCCAAAGUGAAAAUAAGGACAAUUACAAUGUACAGUCUUCAGAAAGUGUCUUACCUUGUCAACCGAAACAAAUGCUGCCUCCUCCACCAUUAGCACCGCCACCACCACCACCUCCUCCUCCCCUUCCUGAUUCUUCACUACGAGGUUUAGUUCCUCCACCACCACCUUUACCAGUGGGUACGACUUCACUAACAUCUCAGUUUGGAUCUGGCCCACCACUGCCACCUCCACCUUCUGAAAGCUGUAGGAAUUUUCAAGCACCACCACCACCUCCACCACCCCCACUUCCAGGGUCAGGACCUCCUGUGCCUCCUCCACUGCCUGGAUCUGGCUUACCACCACCCCCUCCACCUCCUGGGCCUGGGUUCUUUUUUAAUAGCACUUUAUCUUCAAACCAAGGUCCUCGAAAACCUGCCAUUGAACCUAGCCGUCCCAUGAAGCCUUUGUAUUGGACACGGAUACAAUUACAAGAUAGCAGGAAAACUGCUAUGCCAACAUUAUGGGAAUCAUUAGAAGAACCUGAUAUACUUGAUACUACUGAGUUUGAAUAUUUAUUCUCCAAAGACACCACUCAGGAAAAAAGAAAGCCAUUAUCAGAGACUUACGAAAAAAAACCCAAGGCCAAAAAGAUUAUCAAAUUAUUGGAUGGAAAACGGUCUCAAACUGUAGGAAUUUUAAUAUCCAGUUUGCACCUGGAGAUGAAGGAUAUUCAACAAGCUAUUCUGUGUGUUGAUGACUCCAUAGUAGAUCUGGAAACACUGGAAGCACUAUAUGAAAAUAGAGCACAAAAGGAUGAACUGGAGAAAAUCAAGCAUUAUUAUCAGACUUCAAAAGAGGAGGAACUGAAGCUUCUGGAUAAACCAGAACAAUUUUUGUAUGAGUUAUCUCAGAUCCCCAACUUCACAGAACGGGCUCAGUGUAUUAUCUUCCAGUCAGUUUUUUCUGAAGGGAUUACAUCAGUGCACCGGAAAGUUGAUAUCAUAACUCGUGUUUCCAAGGCUUUGCUGAACAUGACAAGUGUAAAGGAAAUUUUAGGUUUGAUUCUUGCUUUUGGAAAUUAUAUGAAUGGUGGGAAUAGGACCCGAGGUCAAGCAGAUGGAUUUGGAUUGGAAAUACUCCCCAAACUAAAGGAUGUCAAAAGCAGAGAUAGUGGUAUUAAUCUUGUGGAUUAUGUCGUCAUAUAUUACCUACGCCAUUGUGAUAAGGAAGCAGGAACAGACAAGAGUAUUUUUCCUUUACCAGAACCACAGGAUUUUUUCCAGGCCUCCCAAGUUAAAUUUGAAGACCUAAUAAAAGACUUAAGGAAACUGAAGAGAGAUCUAGAAGCCUCUGAAAAGCAGAUGAAGUUAGUUUGCCGAGAGUCUUCUGAAGAACAUCUCCAGCCCUUCAAGGAGAAACUAGAGGAAUUCUUCCAGAAAGCUAAAGAAGAACGUAAAAAAGAAGAGAGUAGUUUGGAAAAUGCACAAAAAUGCUUUGAAGAAAUAGUGGGAUACUUUGGGAUAAAGCCAAAGCCUGGUGAGAAGGAGAUCACACCAAACUACGUUUUCAUGGUGUGGUAUGAAUUCUGCAGUGACUUCAAGACCAUUUGGAAACGAGAGAGCAAAAGCAUUUCUAAGGAACGAAUUAAAGUGGCUCAGCAAUCAGUAAGCAAGUUAACUGCAGAGAAGAAAGUUGAAACGAAGAAAAUCAAUCCUACAGCUAGCCUGAAAGAAAGACUACGUCAGAAAGAAGCCAGUGUGACAGCUAACUGAAAGAAGAAAAAUGAAAAUUAUAGUGGACUUCAUACCUUGCAUGAUGCUUUACUACAGCCAUGGCCCGGGGAGCACCUUAUGUUAGACACUGAAUUCUUUGCUGAUCUGUACCAAGACAAUCAACUAAAGACUUUUGAAUUCUUUCAGAGGGGUUUGUACAUUCCAUAGAGGGAAUUCUAAGAAGGUUUUUACAUGGGAAGCAUGAACUAUUUUCUGUAACACUUCCUUACCAUUGCUUUAAAUGCAUCUGGUUGCUGAUGGUUAUUUGAAGUACUCUGAGCAUAACACGUUAAUAUGAAAGAGCUAAAAAGAGCAUUUUGGCUGCUAAGUAAUGACUAACAACCUGUAGGUUAUUUACAGGGCUUUGUGUAGAUGAGAGAACAUGUGCCAUUCAGCUUACAAAAGACUAUUACAUCAUAUGUUUGUUUCUUCAGCAGGAAUUGAGGUAAACUUGACUGAUUCUAAAUAAUUUCAGUGUCUAAGUAUUGGAUGCAUCUUUCUAAAACCGAUUAAAUGUAAUUAUAGAUUUAUGCUGUAUUUUACUAUAAAUAUUUUUAUAGAAGCUUCAGCUUAUGCCAUACAUGGAAACGAAAACAGUGUUUUGCACAUGAAAAAGAAUAGCUUAAAAAUAGCUUUAUGUUUGAUGGCAUAACUGAUUCAUUAUUUUUGUGGUUUUAACCUAACAUUUCGUAAAUUUUAAGCUUCAAAAGAAAAAUAAUAAAAAAUCAAUUUUUUAUUUCAAUAUAUAUUGAAAAUAUUAAUUCCAUAAAAUUAUGGUUUUAUUAGUCAUUAUUUAUUGAACUAAAAUAUGACUGUACAUCUCCAUGAAGUUACACAUCUGCCAUUAAAUCUCUGGCUUUCCAUUCUACUGAAAGCUUUCAUUUAAACUUGAUAUCUCACUCUAAAAUAUAUUAUGCAGCCAGCAUUUGCCCCACUAUAUUUGUAUGAAGAGUGUGUCCAGCAUACAUAUGUAUAUAUAAUCUAAUAAGUAAAACUUGAGGAAGAAAUAAAAGAGUCUCACUAUCUUCCUGUAGCAUUAUAACCAUUGCUCAUAAAGUGUCAGAGCCUGAAAAAACAACCCCUACAGAAUAUCAUAGAAUCAUAGAAACAUAAAAUAGUUAGGGUUGGAAAGGACCUUAAGAUCAUCUAGUUCCAACCCCCCUGCCAUGGGCAGGGACACUUCACAUUGAACCAUAUCACCCAAGGCUUCAUCCAGCCUAGCCUUGACCACUGCCAGGGUUGGAGCAUUCACAACCUCCCUGGGAAACCCAUUCCUGUUACUCAAAGCUUCUUACUGCGUUUUAAGGCUUUGGAUUUUUAGGAGAGAUCUUUAAGCAGAAGUUAAUGUAAGGUAAAACAGAAAAGUGAUUUUUAAAUACAAGUAGGUAACAACCUAUAAAUAGGAGCAACGAACUUGGAUAAAACAUGUUUCUGCUUGCCGUUCAUAAAAGAGAAGUCCCCUUCUUUAUAUCUGAAUUUGGUUUAGAAGAGAAAUUACGUGAAGCAAAAAAGUACGAAAGGCUAAUAGGAGGAAGGUAUUAGUCCUUUGCUUAGAAGCUGGGAAGAAUAUACAGGAGACAGGCGUGGAUUAUCCAUAGAGUAAAUUAGAUAGAGAAACUGUGAUAAAUUCUAAGACAAUGUCAUAGCCAGAAGUGUACACUUUUCAGUGAAAACAGCAGUUGCAGAGCCCUCCAUACAUGAGUUAACUUGAAGAUUUCAUAUACUGCAGGUUUCUUAAAUGAGACUCACUCUUGCAUGAACAAAAAUAAGGGAAUCAAGAUUCUUCUGUGUGUUUCGAAAUUUCUAGCUGCUGCAGAUAAACUCAAAAUAUGUAAGCAUAAUUUUUAUGAAAAAGUCAAUACUAUACCAGCUACAGUAACCUGAUUUGUAAUUUAUCUAUUCCCAUGGCAGAGAAGUUCCAGAGAUUUAAGUUUAGUAUAUUCCAUCAAAUAGGUAAAAUGCAUUUUUUUCCCAGUAUUAUUAGGGAUAUACAAGAGCAAUAAUGCUUAUAAAAGCCAAAGAGCAACAGCAAGCAAGGCAAAUAUUUAAGCAAACAAGUCUUGAUACGGUUUUCUGUCUAUCUUGGAGACAGUGUAUGUUGCCAUUUAACUUGAUCUGGAAUUUUUCACUGAAAAGUUUUACUUGAACUGUUAGUUAAGAAGGGUAGCACUGUUUGUGAAAAAGUACUGGUCUUGAAAAUUCUUAUUAGAAAUAUAUUAUGAAGAAAAAAUUUAAAUCAUUGAAAUAUGUUUCAAAAUACCUAAAUGUGAAAUUUCAUUUUUUAGUUCAAAUUGACUUUUCAUUUUGAAAUGUUGAAAAAUGUAUAUAAAAAGGGAUUAAAAUUAAAAUUAUUGGUGUAAAGCAUUCCUUGAUCAGAUUUAUAAUUUUUUUAGAUUAUCAAUUUACCAGAGCUUUGAUACUAUAUGCUGGUUUUUUUUUCAGAAGUUUGAAAAACUUACAUAGCUCAGAGACAUUGUUUCUUCCUCAUCUUUAAUUGUACUGAUUUUCCUCCCUAAACAGAUUCUUAUUCCAGCUUCACCCGCGACUUAAAUCUUCUACUACUAGUUAAACUACUUUUAAGUGAAAAAAAAAAUCAAUUCACCCAGACUUUUUGAUUCAUUCUUUUAAUCAAGACUUCAAGAGUCUUGGAUGGAAUUCAUCAGCUAAAUAUCACACUUACACCCUUAGUGAUACCCAGAAGUGUCUUCAGACACUAAAAUGUUGUAUUAGAAAAGAGAUAUCAACAGGUAUUAUGUAUCUAUGUAAACUGUUAAAAUAUCAUAUAUAUUGACACUACAGACACAACAAGUGUGCAUCAAUCAGCAUUGAUCUUAUGGUCACAAAGUGUCACCAAAAGUUGUGUUUUAACCUUGUGUUUAGUUUGGUGCCUGAGUUUGCCCUGAGCUUCUUAGUUUGGGGGGAAUUAAAAGGAGAGAAAGAAAAUAAAAAGAUGGAAUGUAACAGAAGUCUCUGCUGCAUGUCUACAUUGCUGUCAAGGAAGUAAAAGUAAAGAGUAAACUAAAUUAAGACAAGCAGCAAUAGCUAGACAGUUACAGUUUUUUGGACUAUGCAACUUAAAAUACCUCUACACUACACAGAAGUCACUUCAGUGACCACAAAGUAGAUGUGGCGUGAGAGUGGGGUUUUUUUCUCUUUUUUUUUUGUUUUGUUUUCAACUCUUCUGUUAUUGCCAAGCUUCUUGAAGUCUGUAAAGCAACACACUACUAAUCCCUAUAUUGCUCAGUAGGUGCUUUUUACCCAGGAAAAUUAUGUAUCUUACUGACUUAUAAAUCAAAUUGUUAGGAAGAUUUCAGUUUAGAUGAGAAAAUUUCAAUAAUCUGUGAAGUGCUCUUUACCUUAUUUGCAACAUUAAUACUCACUAAUUUUAAAACUAAAGAUCUUUUAGCAUCUUUAAGAUAUUUUAACAGUAUAAAUUAUAUUUUCAUUGUGUUUUUAUCAAUCUGUAAAAACUCCCAGGUGUUUUGCCAUGACUAACCUAUGUCAAUGCUUUAUCAUGUGCUUUAUUAUAGAUUUGUAAAAGUAUAGACUGAAUAUUAUACUUUUUUUAUUUAGCUGAUUUUUUUUGCAGCAAAAUAGAAACUGUGAUGUAUAGUUCAGAAAAUUAAAGUAGAAUGGAUGGAAUAUUCAGGAAGCAGAGAGAAAAUAAUUUAAGGAUAAAGUUUACAUAGGAUAUCAACCUUUCUGAAUUGCUGAGGAUAUCUUCUCCAACCGGAUAUAAACAGCCAGAAUAUCUCUCAUCAUUUUAUUUUUUUCCUACAUGAAACAUGAAGAAAAUAUUUAGUUUUCCAUAUGACGUACAGGGUGCUCAUUGCCCUGAUUUUCCAGUAAAUUGUUAGGAAUUUCUUUCUUAUAUCUAAACAUCUUUCCUGGCUGAUGAAUAUGGGGCACUGGAAGACUGUGUAUUUUCUCUACUUAGUCAUCCUAUUUCUUCAUUCCUUCAGGUCGUCUUAGAAAUGAAUGCCUUAAUCUUGUGUGGGUGUGGAAUUUCAGAAACACCCAAACAACUUAGAAAUAUUAAUCUCAUUAUAGCAUUGAUGUGUUUCUAAAAUUCCACUUCCCUAAUCUGUGUUUAGUCACCAGUCUAAGCUUUUUAUUUCCAAAAAUCAUAUCCACCUAGUUUUUUCUUGGCCUUUUCUCAGUCUUGUUCAAUAUUGUCACAGAUCUUCCCCUCUUUUUUUUUUUUUUAAUGCAUUUAGAAUUUGUUAAUGCCAAUUGCAGUGAAUUUCAGGAUUUCCAGUCUGGAGAGUUUUCUUUAGCAUUCUUCUUUUGGAGAUAGAAUCAUAGAAUAGUUAGGGUUGGAAAGGACCUUAAGAUCAUCUAGUUCCAACCCCCCUGCCAUGGGCAGGGACACCUCACACUAAACCAUAUCACCCAAGGCUUUAUCCAACCUGGCCUUGAACACUGCCAGGGAUGGAGCAUUCACAAGCAUAUGCAUUCACCUGUGUAAAGAUAAUAAAAUAGAAAGUUAAGGGGUAGCUUGAUUAUAGUCAAUAAGUUGCUUCAAAGACAGAAAAUACUAGGAAAUAAAUGGUUCCUUGAAGAAAAAUGUAACAAACCAGUAUAGAAACUAAAACCAGAUAAAUUAACAUUAGCAAUAAAACCCAAACUAUCGUUAAUGAGGAUAGUUAAUCACUGAAAAAGGUCACGAAGAUAGUUUUGAUUUCUCCGUUUUCUGAUGCUGUCAAAAGAGGAUGGAACAGCUUUCUGAAAAGUUUGUGUAGUUUAAUACAUCUUAUUAGACUCAGAUGUAUGUGAGUGGCAUCCCAUAUCCAUUGACUCAAUAGUUCAAAUAGUUCCUCUAGACAGAAAAGUAUAUCAAAAGAGCUAAUAAAAUAUUUUUCUCAGCUGUAAUGAAAUAUUCUUAUCCAAGCUAGAAAAGCUGCUGUGAUUUUAAAUUUAAAAUAUCACAGUGUGGUUUAAACAACAUAAUGCAGGAAACCAUUGUCAAAUUGUAAAUGUGGCUAUUUCAAAUUAGUAAUUAACAUCUGCCUGAUGCCUCUUGUUUUAUUAACAAGGUAGCAAAUUUAUAUGCUCUGGAAUUCAGCAACAUUUUAGAAAUUCCCAAGCUAGGUAUGAGAAAACUGACAUUUUGGAUUGUACAAUGUGAAACCAGGAUCAUCAAAACACUAGUUCCGUAGUAUUUUUUUGAGAUGUAAAAUUCAACAGUUGUGCAAGCAAAAUUGGUAGAAUUAUUCAAAAAUAGUUGGUUUUGCAAAUUGGGUUCUUUUUUUAAAAAAUGCCUGCAAGAACUUUUAUUUCUUUUCUUAAAAAAAAAAUAAAAAAUGUUCUUAGAAACAUUACUAAAAUGGAUGUUAAUUUUUUUCACCUGUUGAAAAUGUGGCACACCUAAAGUCUGUAAUAUUUUCAGUAAGUUGACAAGCUUCAGUUGGCUUUAAAUGAUUUUUAUUUGAUACCUAUAGAAUUCAAGCUUUUAAAUUUGUGCCUCUUUGUAAAAUGUAAUGGGUAUAAAGCAAUGAAAUAAAAAUGCUGAACUGAUAACUUAGACCCAGAAAGCACCAUGUUCCUGGAGUGACAUUAUCAAGCAGCAUCAGCUUUCCCAUCAUGUCAAACAGCAUUGUGUUUCCUGUGGUUUGCUUCUGCCAGAUGUCAUCUUAGAGCCAGUUAAAGGCAGGGGUGUUUUUUGGUUUGUUUUUUUUUAUUAGAUGUUUCUGGUUAAUUUCAUUUAAUAAUUUGUCACCUCAAUUUCAUCUUCAACAAUCUAAUAUUGAGGUAAUACAAAGCCUUUUUAUAGGGGCUGAUGUAUAUAUAUAUGCAGUUACUUUUAUUUACAUAAGUAUUCCUGUGGCUCACACAGUAAAAAGUAUCCAGAGGACAUUAUGGCAUCAUGGGACUGACUAAAAUGUCUUUCAGAAUCCUGUUAUGAAAUUUUUCCUGAACUAUCUUAGUAUGGAACAUGGAUUUCAUGGUAAGAUGGGCCUCUAAAGGUUUUGGAGCUCUGGGACAUUUUGGAGGAUGGAGACUGAGGCUGUUGGAAUGACAUCUUUGCUUUAGGCAUCAAUUUCUGAAAGUAUGGCUUCUCUGGAGUUACACUGCAGUUGAAUUCCCUGAGCCAAGACUGCCCCAGCUACUCCUGGAAGUGAGACUGGAAAAUACUGUCAACAGCCAUACAUUUUCAAAGGGGAAAGAGAUCACAGUUACAUUUCCAGAUUAAAGUAAAAGCUAGCAGUCUUCCAUAAUAGCAGAAAUUUUGUAUAUUUGUAUUUAUUCUUUAGAUUAUACAGAUUUCAGAAAUUCUGCAUUCCUAUAUGAACUUCAUUCUGUGCCUGUGUUCUUGUAUUUACUGUUCAUGUGAUUAUUUAAUAUGAACAGAAUAACAUAUUUAUUCCUACUUGUUUAUUGUGCUGCAGUCACUAAAAUGGUGACUACAAAAACUGUUCAAAGAUAGAUCCGUUAACUGAGUCCCAGCAGGCAGUUGUAUUUCAAGUUUCCCAGUGUUGUUCUCCCAGGAACCUUCCUAUUUUCCUAGAGGUAAGAUGAAUUCAACUGUCAUGCUGUCUGAGUUCUCAGCCUUUCCUCAUCAUAAAUUCAGAUGACAUGACUGGUUGACUGUGUUUCUUUAAUCUUUUUUUGAAACUUCAGCAAGAUGACUCCUGUUAUUCUGUGAAUUAUGCAUUUGAAAACUUCAAAUGGUACAUUUUCUCUCUGACUUCUGCCAGUGGGACCAGGCUUGUAGUUCAGUAUUUUUACUUUCUCAUUUGGCAUGCUGUAAAUACAUUGUAGCUGGAAAAAUGCUCAUCCUGAGCAACCAUUCACAGACAGUGUGUUAUAGAAACUGCAAAAAAUACGUAGAUAUCAAAGAAUAUAGCACUAUUUCUUAUUGCUUGGAGCAUUGAUAGUCAGCAAAUGAACAUAUAUUUUGUAUAUCACCUGAUGCUUAUUUCUUAGCUGUAAAGUAUCUUGAGGAACGUGUUGCCAUAACUAGCUAAUCAUUGUAAAACUGGAUAAAAGCCAUGUUCUUAUAAUUCUUACUUUUUUUUUUCUCUUUACCAGAAUGAGGUUUUGUGGUAUUGAUAUCUUCUAGAUUUUAGGGGGAAUGAUACCAUUUUGUAAUGAAUCAAAAUGGAACAAGGUCACAGUUCUAUUCUAGAAUUCUGACAUACCUGACAGGAAGGUGAAGGAAAAAAAACACAUUUCACAUAAAAACAAUGGGGUUUUUUUUCUGAUUCCUUUUUAUUCAGUUAUUCAUUUGGUGUUACAGUUCACUAUGUUUAAAAGGGCUGUAAAGAAAUUAGAAGAUUCAGCUAUGAAUCUCAUUCCUUAAAGAUUUCCUGUAAUGUUCAAAUUCAGCAAAUUGCCAUGCAGAACUCCUCCCCUACCAUCACUUUUCCUCAGUAAUUCAUGUAAUUCCCCACUCUCCUUCUUUUAUUAAAACCAAAGUUAUUUACUUACCAAACUGGUUGCUAAAGGUCCAAAAAAAGCUCAAAGGCUGGGUGAGGAGAGGUUGAUUAACUUCCAAACCACAAGAAAGACUUACGUGUCUUUACUGAGCACAAGUUGAACUUUUUGUAAUUUACCUAAGUUGAACAUAAUUUAGUUUCAGAAAAUUAGACAAUCGAUACAGUGGUUUCAUGCAUUUCUAUUAUCAUUUUACAUCAAGAAAGCUUGUCUCUCUGAGUAGAAGGCAGAACUUGUGUGUUUAGUUAUGUAAUCAACUUCUGCUUGAUUCCAGACCAGAAGUAUGUGUGAUAUGGAAGAUGUAUCUGAGUGUUUGGGCUUACGUUCUAUAUAUAUUUUCCAUAACUUAUCAUGGGGCCAAGCAAAAAGACUCAGUAAUGUACAUAAAGUGAAAAUGUUGAUAAAUAAUACAAUUGAAACAAUAUAAAGCUUACUAUUUCCUUCUAAUGGUUUUUCAUUUGAAGAAGUUCAUCCUCACAUAACUUCCUAUUGAAGUGUUUGGUUUUGUUUAUUUCAGUUAAAAGAUUCUAUUAAAAUAGACAAUCUAGCUAGCUUGUCUUGGACAGGGCUCUGUGGGGCUCAAGUUCUAGUCAAGUAAAAUAAUUUGUAUGCAUGCUCAACAGGUCCACUUGUAGCCUUGAAUAACACUGCUUCAUCUGCAUAUGGCUCAGAGAAAGGAGAGACUUGAGAGGGACAUGUAAUGGAUUUUCAGGUGUCAAGUUCAGAAAAGCUAUUCCAAAUUAAAUGCAUUCAUUUAUUGCACUUGGUUUGAAAGUUCAGUGAUACCUGUUGCAAAGAAAAACUCAUGCUCCAUGUCAGAAGGAAUUGGAUAAGGACUUUGCAGAGAGUUGGUAAAAGUACUGGGUUUUGCAGGAGCUCUCAGCAAAUGUGAAUGCCCAGCCUGAUGACUGAAAAUAUGUUGCCCAGGAGAAAGAAUUCUUUUUAUAGAUCUUUUAAAAUAUAUAUUUAUUAUAAUUAUAUUUAAUUUUGGGUGGUAUAUCAGCCUCAAGAAGAAAAGAUGCCCCUCUCAUUGUACUUAGCUAUCACCUUCUGUACAGGCUAAAAGCUUUGACAUACCCAGAAAUUAGAGGAAACAAAAAUAAAGAAGAAAUACUAUUUUGGGAAGAAUCAGAGUUGGCAUCCAGAAAGUGUUUUCAAUAGGAUUAUAGUAUGAUUUUCAACUUUCAUUUAGUUCUUUGAAAUCUUUUUGUUUUCCUUUCCAAUCAUUUCGAGUUGAAUACUUGUACUGUUGAAUGUUAUUGUUGUUUGUACUCUUCCCUCUCUUCUGACCAUCAAAAUACAGUCCGCGUUGGCUGUUUAACUUCUCUUUGAAGAUGUAGCAAAAUGUCAAAUUCUGUUGCAAUGCUAUUAAUAUUCUCUGUGUACCUAGCAAGUUUCACAGACAUAACAUGGUUUAAGUCUUUCACAUCCAGAUGGGAUUUGCUUUAAUAAAAUCAUAGUUUUGCUUGAAUGUUCACACAUAGACUCAGCAUAUAUAUUUGCUGUUACUUGAAUUGAGCUCUACUCUGUAUUUUUCAUCCCACAAAAUGUGCAGCAAAAAUAAUGUAAUAUAAUAUGGGUUAGGAUUUUUGGUUUUCAGGGAUUAAACUCCUUAGGGUUGUUCUUGACUAAGUCUGUUAUAAUUGUCUUAAAAGAAUAAGCUAAAUAGAUUCAGGUGCUUUCCCCCCCUCCCCCUUCACAUUGUAAUUAAAUAUGUGUGUGUGUGUUUCUACUAUGUAUCUGAAAGUUUAAUUUUCUCAAAACCCAAGAUGUGCACAUGAUUAACUUUGUAAAAUUUCUCGUAGUGGAAUGGAGUAUUUAUUUUUAAACUAAAUUCUUAAGGAACUGUUGACUGUAAAUAAAAGACUAUAUUUUCCUCCUCA
This is a messenger RNA of Melopsittacus undulatus (budgerigar), 13183 nucleotides long. RefSeq names its product formin. Gene Ontology annotation, molecular function: microtubule binding. Gene Ontology annotation, cellular component: nucleus; actin filament; cytoplasm. Bases 234 to 3863 code for a protein of 1209 amino acids. Gene Ontology annotation, biological process: actin nucleation. Lineage: Eukaryota; Metazoa; Chordata; Aves; Psittaciformes; Psittaculidae. The transcript is spliced from 17 exons. The record is from RefSeq and is a predicted model, not a curated record.